Messenger RNA from Arvicola amphibius (Eurasian water vole), 580 nucleotides. It is a transcript of the gene Smim5, whose product is annotated as small integral membrane protein 5. The record is from RefSeq and is a predicted model, not a curated record. NCBI's taxonomy places the organism in Eukaryota, Metazoa, Chordata, Mammalia, Rodentia, Cricetidae. The coding region runs from base 243 to 479 and encodes 78 amino acids. The transcript is spliced from 3 exons.
UAGAUCUCCAGGGCAACCAACAACAAAAAAGCCGAAGCUGGACAGCAGCUGGCUGUCAGCAGCCAAGAGCUCCUCUAGGAGGUGCCUGAGUGAGAAGCUGCGGGCAGGAAAAGCGGCAGCGCUGGUGAAGCCGUCAAGGUGGUGGCAAAGGACUGAGAGGAAGCACAUAACAGCUCUCUUCUUGGGUACCUCUUCUUGGCUCCCCAAUAUCUGAGCUCCCAGAACACAGGAGCCCUAGCAACAUGGCAGCCACAGACUUUAAGGAGGAGAUUCGCUCUGUGGGUGAGAGGCUGCUGCUGAAGCUGCAAGGACUGCCCCAGGCUGAGCCCGUGGAGCUGGUGGCCUUCUCUAUCAUCGUUCUUUUCACAGCUACGGUCCUGCUGCUGAUGCUGCUGGCCUGCAGCUGCUGCUGUGUGCGCUGCUGCUGCCCCAACAGGAGAAGCAGGAAGAUCCUCGUGCAACCCAUAAAACCCAGAUGAGGGAUAGCAGUGUGAUGACCCAAGAGAAGCUGGACAGGAGCCUUCCCGAACUGUGACAUAGACUAUCAUCCUGACCACUUCUGGCACUGAGUUCUGGCACU